AUGGAGUUACAUCCCAAUAUAAAUUUCAAAACAAAGCUUUGUUCGAGUCUUAUUUUAAUUUGGGAGGUUUUUAUUUUGCAUAUCUUUUUAGGAUCUCUUCCGAAAGCUUCGCCUGUUCCACAAUGUGGCCAAAUAGUUGAGACUAUCAUAAGGGGAUAUUGCCCUGAAAUGAUACAUCGUGACACUUGGAAGGCCAUAGCGCCCAAAAAAUCUGUACCAUUUCCAGGACCAUUGAAAUACAUCGUUGUACAUCAUUCCGAUACUCCAGAAUGUUCGGAUUCGAGAUCUUGCAUGAAGAGAGUACGGAGUAUCCAAAAUUAUCACAUGUUUCAAAAAGGUUGGGACGACAUCGGUUAUAACUUUUUAAUUGGUGGCAAUGGUCUAAUUUACAUUGGCCGUGGGUUUAGAUUUCAAGGAGCACAUGUGAAAUAUAAAAAUGACAUAACAAUGGGAAUAUGUAUGAUUGGAAAUUACACGGACAAACUACCAAACAUUCACGCUCUCACGGCAUUGCGUCAAAUGAUAUGUUGUUUGAAAACAAAUGACACAAUUCAAUUGAGAGGGCAUCGAGACCUAGGCGAAACUAAAUGUCCAGGGAACGCUCUUUAUAACCUACUUAAAUAUUGCCCAUUAUACAACGGAACAUCAACUGUUGCUCCUCCCACAUCAACUGCUCCUUCUAGCACUUCCAAUCUUACUUCUACCACACCAACGACACCUUCUAGCACUCCAACUUCUCAGUCCCCUGAAAACACAGCUGGUCGAAUUUAUCCACAUGGAUAUGUUAACGCCUUAUGGAUCGGCGUUUUCCUAACAGCACAUAAGUUCGUCUAA
Messenger RNA from Acanthosepion pharaonis, 834 nucleotides. Lineage: Eukaryota; Metazoa; Mollusca; Cephalopoda; Sepiida; Sepiidae. The record is from the annotation of a GenBank genome assembly.